Molecule: messenger RNA, 1821 nt
Organism: Closterium sp. NIES-65
Lineage: Eukaryota; Viridiplantae; Streptophyta; Zygnematophyceae; Desmidiales; Closteriaceae
Source: the annotation of a GenBank genome assembly
AUGGACUCAACGACUGUAAAGAGCGUUAAAAGCAGCCCCGUUUCGCCCUUCCAGUUCUUUCCCACCACGCCUCAAUGUCCCUCCCUCUCGCCUUCAUCCUCACCAGAGUCUUCCCACGUUACCGCUCUCUCAUACAAGGAUGAUCCCUCACCACCAAUCGGCUUGAGCCUCAGCCCGCCUUGCGCCACGUCAGCCCAAAGCGAAGACGACGAUCAAAUUUCUCCCUCCGUUGAAUCAGCAAAAGUUUCAGCUGACGUAUCCUCACACUGGAAGCUUCCCCACCCCAAGACAAUCAAGCCGCAGCCAUCUACCGUUCCUCUCCCCGGCGCGGCGGAGACAGAAACUAAGGCAGCUCCGUCCGGACCUACCCCUUUUCCUCACUUCGCCACACCAGCAGCAGCACCUGUUCCUUUCGGCCACAUUCCUCCCUACCCAGCGGCAGCUGCGGCCGGAUGGUGGGCUCCUUUCGCCACCUUCCCCUCUCACAUGCUUCUCGCCCACUCACCCGCCGCCGGUCAAGCGCAGCAGCAGGCGAUGGGGGCGCAGCAGAGGCUUUUUGUUCCCAAUGCGCCGCCGUGGUUCUGCUUUGGUCCGCCGCCAUUCCUUUCCCCUGCACGUCCUGCCCUACUGGCCCCUGGUGGUCCCGCUUCGGACGUAAACAUGGAGAUCAAUAAAAGCCUUAUGGCUGCCAGUAAGCCUUCCCUCUCUGGCGACGGUUCUCGCUCCCGCGUGCUUUCUUCUGUGGCGACGAAAGCUACUGUCAAGCGAAGCCCGUCGGCGAAAUUGGCGGCGAAACCAGUGGAGGUGUUACCACGUGAGCGGCUCCCGUCGGGAUUUCGCCCGUGGAAGGCUGCGAGCAGGAGCUCUGGGUCGAAUGACACGUCAGCCCUGCUCUCGUCCAAUGGCGCCACGACAACGUGCUCUGCUGCUGUGGAAGCAUGCGCAUCAUCCCGUCAAGCCGUCUCAUUCGCGCUGAAACCGUGCAGCCAGGGCACGGAGGGCCUUCAGAAAGUGAAGGCGGGCGGACAGCCAAUUCGGCCAGCAGCGCAGCAGCCAGGGGCCCUGGCGGGUCCGGUCAACGCAGUCAACCCAGUCAACGCAGUCACCCCCGUCAACACUAAUAGUCCGAUGGGUCAUCUACAGACUCCUCUUCGCAUCCUCCCAGCUAUCUCCCCUAUCCCCAGCUUCCAUUCUGCUGCUGCUGAUCAAGCCAGAGCUUAUGCUUGCACCAUGGGUCAGUACCCUGGUUUCCCCUGGACCGCGGCUGCAGCUGCCGCUGCUGCUGCUGCUGGUGCUGGUGCUGGCGGUGCUGCUGGCGCUUCUGCUGCUGGAGUAUUCGGCUUUCUGAACCCUGGGGGAACGGUUGCUGCUGAGGCUGGAGCAGGAGUGGUGGGGGACAAGAGAAGGCUUGGGAGGGCAGAGGGCGCAGCGGCUGGGAGCGUGGAUGUGCAAGGAAAGAGGAAAAAGAGGCAAAAGCAUGGAGGGGUGGGUUCCGAGGUGGUGGAGGGCCCUGCGGCUCUGAGAAUGAAUGGGAAGAGUGGAGAAAUGGAGGGAGAGUGUGGCCGUAGCAAGGAGCAAGAGGAGGAGGAGAGGUCAAAGGAUAAUGAAAAGGAGAGGGAGAAGGAGAAGGCGUGCAGGAAUUGUGGGACGCACACGACUCCGUUCUGGAGGAAGGACCGAUCAGGGAGUGGGCAGCACCUAUGCAACGCAUGUGGGCUCUACCUCGCCAAGAAUGACGCCCCCCGGCCCUCUGUGCUCUGGAAGAAAGAUUCCCAAGGGACUCCAGACAACACCAGCCCUGUAGUUGCUGCCAAGGCUUGA